This is a messenger RNA of Hippocampus zosterae (dwarf seahorse), 1662 nucleotides long. It is a transcript of the gene chid1, whose product is annotated as chitinase domain containing 1. Gene Ontology annotation, molecular function: chitin binding; oligosaccharide binding. Bases 261 to 1436 code for a protein of 391 amino acids. The record is from RefSeq and is a predicted model, not a curated record. Gene Ontology annotation, biological process: carbohydrate metabolic process. The transcript is spliced from 12 exons. Gene Ontology annotation, cellular component: extracellular region. Lineage: Eukaryota; Metazoa; Chordata; Actinopteri; Syngnathiformes; Syngnathidae.
AAGUGACCAAGGAAGUUGCGUUGACAUAACAGUGGCACGUUGUCAAGGAAGCUGCCUACGACAAACUAUUUGUCACUAGUUGAUGUUUUUCCUAAAAGCUGUUUAUUCGUAGCUACCUGAAUAGUCUCGCCUGUCUUGACUUUAACGCACAGCCGGAAAUGUUCUCUACGGCUUUUGUUCACGGCGCGAACCCUCAUUGCUGACCGAGCCACCAUUUUUUCCACCCUGAAAGUAAUACAGUAGUUAGUUUUUGUUUGGAAAUGAGAACAACGUUAUUGGUGUUAGUUGUCGUGGUGUGUUCUUGCUGCUGCUCAUUGGUCAGUGGAACACUCUCGAAAACGGAUUUGAAGAGAGCUCAGAAAGCUGAGCGUGAAAAUGAGGCAUCCCCAGCAUCAGAGUCGGUGUUGGAGAGAGGACUGGUGGCAAAAGCAGUUAACUGGAAGGAUGUCGUGAAGGAGGAGAAAAGAUAUUGUGAUCAGAUCCAGAGGACUUUUAAAGGAGAAGUACUUGGUUAUGUUACACCUUGGAAUUCCCACGGGUAUGACAUUGCCAAGCUGUUUGGCCCCAAACUGACAUCAGUGUCUCCGGUGUGGCUUCAACUUCGCCGGCGAGGGCGCGAGCGCUUUGAGGUCACGGGGCUUCACGACCAUGACACAGGCUGGGUCAAAGCGGUGCGCAAGUCGAACAAAAAAGUGAAAAUCGUGCCGAGGCUACUGUUUGACGGCUGGUCCUAUCAGGACUACAUGAGCGUGCUGGCCAGCGAAGAUGAGAUUGAGGAGCUGGGAAUUGAGCUGGUAAAGGUUGCGAAGUCGGAGGGAUUUGACGGUUACACUUUGGAGCUGUGGAGCCAGCUGGGAGGCAACAAAAGAAAGGAACUGGUGCACUUGGUAACGCAUACAUGUGAGACCUUGAAGGCUAACCUAUUAGAUUGCAUCCUCGUCAUUCCUCCUGCCGUGACGAGUACCGGGCAGCAUGGCAUGUUUGGGAGGGAGGAGUUUGAGCAACUGGCUCCAAUGGUGGACGGAUUCAGUCUCAUGACGUACGACUACUCCAGUGGUGCCAAACCAGGCCCGAGUUCCCCCGUGUCCUGGGUGAGUGACUGCGUCCUCCAGCUGGCCCCCAAGAAAGAAUGGAGAUCCAAAAUUCUGCUUGGACUCAAUUUGUACGGCCUAGACUUUUCAAAUGAGCAAAGCGAACCCAUCCUUGGGAGAAGGUACAUCGAAAUUUUGCGGGAACAUAAGCCAAAAAUCCUCUGGGAUGACUAUAAUGCCGAGCAUUACUUCACCUACAAGAGGAGCAACGGAGUGAAACGUGUGGUGUACUACCCAUCAUUGAAGUCAGUGCACAUGAGGGUUGCUGUGGCGGAAAAACUGGGGACUGGCAUCUCCUUAUGGGAACUGGGACAGGGUCUGGACUACUUCUAUGACCUCUUUUGAGUCAUCAGCACACAGAUUUUUCACCUGAUAUUUCUCAUAUUUUUUUGCAUGAGAGAGUCUUAAAUUGCUGUUUAGGUCUGGUUGGUUUGAAAGUGACAUGAACUCUUCCAUUGAGCCACUGAAGGGAUUUAAUUUUUCAUUGUGACAAAGAAAAGGUACUUUUGGUCCGUUUUCUGUGUCCUAACUGCAAAUAAAUCAAUCAUGUUUGUUUCGCGGGAAAAAUCAA